Grammomys surdaster is the source of this 1202-nucleotide messenger RNA. Its product is annotated as prickle-like protein 4. The transcript has 7 exons. Lineage: Eukaryota; Metazoa; Chordata; Mammalia; Rodentia; Muridae. The record is from RefSeq and is a predicted model, not a curated record. Bases 93 to 1202 code for a protein of 369 amino acids. Gene Ontology annotation, molecular function: zinc ion binding.
UAGCCCUGAGUGUGGACAGUCUAUCCUGGCCACCUUCCACAGGAAACCUGACCUGAGGGACAGAACAGGAAGGAAGCAGGUGACUGUCACCAAUGUCAGUUCAGAAUUCUAACUGGUCCUUCCAACAGGACAAUCCUAUCUUCAGGGAGCCAGAUCCACCAGUCAGCACAGACAGUGACUCAGGCCACCGGCCAGUGGAGAGUUAUGAGGAUACCUCUGCUCAGGCUCCUUCAUGCCCAAGCUUGGGUCCACCUUGCCUGGAUAUCAAUCAAGCUUCAAACUGGCCUGGCUUUCGGACCCUCCUGCAGCAGCUGCCUCCACAGGACAGUGAUGAACGAUACUGUCUGGCCCUAGGGGAGGAGGAACUGGCCCAACUUCAACUCUUCUGUGCCCAGCGGAAGCAGAAAUCCGUGGGACAGGGGGUGGCCCGUCUGCUACCUCCCAAGCUUGAAGGAUACAUCUGUGAGAAGUGCAAGAAGCUGCUAAAUCCAGGGGAGUAUGGAGUGUUCGCGGCCAGAGCCGGUGAGCGGUGCUGCUGGCACAGACCCUGCUUUGCUUGUCAGGCCUGUGGCCAGGCCCUGAUAAACCUCAUCUAUUUUUACCACGAUGGACACCUGUACUGCGGCCGUCAUCACGCAGAGCUGUUGCGACCUCGAUGUCCAGCUUGUGACCAGCUGAUCUUCUCCCAGCGCUGCACUGAGGCCGAGGGACAGCGCUGGCACGAGAACCACUUCUGCUGCCAAGACUGCGCAGGGCCCCUGGAUGGGGGACGUUAUGCACUGCCUGGGGGUAGCCCAUGCUGCCCUAGCUGCUUUGCGAGACGCUACCGAAGUACAAGCUCUAGCUCAGUAGGGGCAGCGGAAGGACAAGCGUGCCUUGGGGAAGAAGGACCUGAUCCAAGCGUCGGCUGGAACCGUGCCUCCUCGGAUGACAAGAUCACCUCCCAAGCUGCGCUUCCCUCUGCAGUUACCAGCCUCGCCCUGGAAACCCCGAGUGGGGCGUCUAAAAGGCAGGAUAGGGACGGUCCACAGACACCCGGGAAUCCCGAAGAGGACAGCCCCUGCCCCACCUGCUCCUCUUCCUCCGAGUCGGAACCGGAAGGCUUUUUCUUCGGCCGGCACCUUCCAGAUCCCUGGAAAAGCCCGGAAAACCUUCAAGCAGAUGACAGAGACAUCUCCAGGAAGCACUGCGCCAUUUGUUAG